Messenger RNA from Cynocephalus volans (Philippine flying lemur), 2158 nucleotides. It is a transcript of the gene CCDC92, whose product is annotated as coiled-coil domain containing 92. Bases 517 to 1557 code for a protein of 346 amino acids. Gene Ontology annotation, cellular component: centriole. The record is from RefSeq and is a predicted model, not a curated record. The transcript has 7 exons. NCBI's taxonomy places the organism in Eukaryota, Metazoa, Chordata, Mammalia, Dermoptera, Cynocephalidae.
GCGGGAUGCGCUGGGCGGGCGGCGCCGACUGACCUCCCUCGGCGGCCCGGCCGGGGCAGGGCCGGAGCCGAGUCCGUCCCGCCCGCUGCCUCCCCGCCCCGCCCAUGGGCCGCGGGCCCCCGCUGCCGCCCGCCCGGAGGACCGAGCCGAGGGGGGAAGCCGCCUGAAGGACCGCGACGGCCGCGCCCGCAGGGCGAGGGAUCCGCAUUGCAGGUGCACCAGGAGCGCCUUGGGGCCUGGCCCGGCUUUGUCUGGGAUGCUGUGGGGAGGAGGCCGUCUGCAUCCACACCGCUUUUUUAAAUGCGUCUUACCACCCUGUGGACGUUAGAGACCUUCCCGGAUAAGUUGCGGUUCCUAGUAUCCCUUUACCAUUCUCAAGAAUAAGCGCUGGAAUUCGGUUAGCACCGAGCAAAACAGAGCACAUCUGAGAAGCUUACAACUUAGAUUAUGGGGAAAUAAAAGUUUCAAAGCUUUAGAGACUGACAUUUACAACUUGGAAAGCAUCUGAAUUUCCAAAUGAAAUUAAUUCUACGCCUGCCCUCAAGAUUCUCACCCACAGAACCUGAGUGCUGGAAGAAGCUGCAAGGCUCAGGUCACCUGGAUGUCAGCAUGGCAGCCACAAACCUGGAGAACCAGUUGCACAGUGCACAGAAGAACCUCUUGUUUCUUCAGCGUGAGCACGCCAGCACGCUCAAGGGGCUGCACGCCGAGAUCAGGCGGCUGCAGCAACACUGCACAGAUUUAACAUAUGAGCUGACACUUAAAACUUCUGAGCAGACAGGAGACGGAUCUUCUAGAAGCAGUGAACUAAAGAAAAGAUGUGAAGAACUGGAAGCUCAACUAAAAGUCAAAGAGAAUGAAAAUAAUGAGUUGCUGAAAGAACUGGAGCAGAAGAACGCGAUGAUCAUGGUGCUGGAGAACACCAUCAAGGAGCGAGAGAAGAAGUACCUGGAGGAGCUGAAGGUGAAAAGCCACAAGCUGAACAUGCUGUGCAGCGAGCUGGAGCAGCGGGCCGGCACUGUCGCCUACCUGACCGCGCAGCUGCAUGCCGCCAAGAAGAAGCUUGUCAGCUCCAGUGGCACUGUGGACGCCAGCCCCUCGGGGAGCCCCGUGCUGGCCAGCUACAAGCCAGCACCCCCUAAAGACAAGCUGCCCGAAACGCCUCGCCGUCGCAUGAAAAAGAGCCUCUCUGCGCCCCUGCACCCAGAAUUCGAAGAGGUCUACAGAUUUGGGGCCGAGAGCCGGAAACUGCUUUUGCGUGAACCAGUGGAUGCCAUGCCUGACCCCACCCCAUUUCUGCUGGCCAGGGAGUCUGCCGAGGUCCACCUCAUCAAAGAGAGGCCCCUCGUCAUCCCCCCCAUUGCUUCUGACCGCAGCGCCAGUGAGCAGCACAGCCCGGCCCACGAGAAGCAGCACAGGGCCCACGUUGGGGUGGCUCAUCGGAUCCACCACGUGACCCCGCCGCAGGCCCAGCCCGAAGUGGAGACGCUGGCGGUCGACCAGGUGCACGGAGGUAAAGUGGUGAGGAAGCACUCAGGGACGGACAGAACUGUGUGAGGCCUGCGGGCCACCGCCACACUCCUCCUGCGAUGCACUGUGACCACUACUAGGAAAACUCAUCCACACCUUUUUUUUUUUAAUUCCCAUGCAUGCCAAAUUUUUUUCAGACCUGUCAACUGAUUCUUCUCCUCCUGCUCCUCUUGCCCUCUUACUGACACCAAAUUAUGAUCGUGCUCCUGCUGCAGAAAACGUAUUUACUAAUUGCUGUGGCAAAACACCUGUGUGUCCAACCGCUUGCUUCUAAUCCCACUCUGUGUAAUCUAAGUGCGCUCGUGGGCAAAGCACAGGCCACAGGCUGCAUCGCUACUCAGUUAGUCACACGCCUAAUUAUGUCGGAGCAAUACAUAUCAACCUUGACCUAUCUCCCCAGUUUCCAGGGCAGCCUAUCGGAGCAGCCCCACUCCCUCCUGGAGACUCUUGUAACCUCCUGACAAACCUUUCCCAGGGUGGCACCGAUCACCGAGCAGCUGUAUGUGUAUAUCACAAGGAACUAAAUAAGAUAACGUUAUUCCUCCAUAGCACCACAACCUGAAUGUGUGUUCAUAUUUUUUUGUUUUAUCCAAAAUGUUCAAGAUCCCAACAAACUUUAUUUUCUAAA